AUGACCGCGCAAAAAGGAGUAGACGGCAAGGAAGUUGCCAAGCAUAAUAGCAGGGAGAAUGGCGUAUGGAUCGUUGUCCAUGGUAAAGUAUACGAUGUGACCGAUUUCUUGGAUGAACACCCUGGUGGUGCGGAGAUCAUAUUACGAUAUGCUGGAAUGGAUGCGACGGAAGAGUACGAGCCAAUCCAUCCACCUGAUGCAAUAAUUGAUAACCUCGACCCUUCGAAACAUCUUGGUCCCUUGAUCCCAUCUACUCUCCCCCCUCCACCCGUCUCAGCAUCAGCUCCACCUCCAACGUCCGUGUCCAUUCCUCAGAAGACCAACGAGCCUUUAGCAGGCGGCGAGGAGGAAUAUGCUAAACCGCCUUUGGAGGAGAUACUGAGUUUGCAUGAUUUCGAAGCUGUUGCGAGGAGGACCAUGGGCAAGAGGGGAUGGAAUUACUAUAGCUCCGGUGCGGACGACGAGAUUACGAUGCGAGAGAAUCAUAAUGCCUAUCAUCGUGUAUGGUUCCGACCUCGAAUCUUACGGAAUGUCGGUACAGUCGAUUAUUCAUCAACGAUAUUAGGCCAUAAGACCUCGAUGCCAGUAUACAUAACGGCCACUGCGCUAGGUAAACUUGGUCAUCCGGAAGGAGAGGUAACAUUGACUAGAGCAGCGGGGAAACAUAAUGUGAUUCAGAUGAUUCCCACACUGGCAUCUUGUUCGUUCGAUGAGAUGGUCGACGCGGCUAUCCCAAAUCAAGUUCAAUUCUUACAACUCUAUGUCAAUGCUGACCGCUCAAGGACCAAGAAGAUCAUCAAGCAUGCCGGUGAAAGAGGUGUUAAAGCAUUGUUCAUCACUGUCGAUGCGCCUCAACUAGGAAGGCGGGAAAAGGACAUGCGGACCAAAUUCGUUGGCAACGCCUCAUCCCAACAAACUCAAGGUGGAGACAACUUCAAGCGUGAUCAAGGUGCCGCGCGAGCGAUCUCCUCGUUCAUCGACCCUUCAUUGAACUGGAACGACCUGGCUGAGCUGAAAGAGGCAGCAGGGGAGAUGAAGGUCAUACUGAAGGGUGUGCAGUGCUGGGAAGACGCGGUGAUGGCGGCUGAGUAUGGGUGUGAUGGUGUGGUAUUGAGUAAUCAUGGUGGUCGACAAUUAGAUUUCGCACCUUCACCACUCACCAUCCUCCCUCAAGUAGUUUCCAUCCUUAAACAACGAGGAUACAUGACCCCUUCGAGACCAUUUGAAGUGUUCAUUGAUGGUGGAGUAAGAAGAGCGACGGAUGUCUUAAAAGCUAUCGCGCUAGGAGCGACAGCAGUGGGUAUUGGUAGACCCAUGAUUUACGCUAUGAGCACUUAUGGUGAGGAAGGUGUUAGUAGGGCUUUUGAGAUUUUGAAGGACGAAUUCGAAAUGAACAUGAGAUUGAUAGGUGCACCGACAUUGUCAGAUGUCGUACCUAACAUGGUAGAUAUAUCGUCUUUGAAUUCUGCCAGUGGUGGAAUAACAAUGUACGAGGAGAAUUACGAACGGAUGUUACCUGUGGGAGUCAAGGCUAGACUUUAA
Kwoniella botswanensis is the source of this 1542-nucleotide messenger RNA. RefSeq lists its product as uncharacterized. The transcript has 18 exons. The coding region runs from base 1 to 1542 and encodes 513 amino acids. The record is from RefSeq and is a predicted model, not a curated record. Gene Ontology annotation, molecular function: heme binding; L-lactate dehydrogenase (cytochrome) activity. Gene Ontology annotation, biological process: lactate metabolic process. Lineage: Eukaryota; Fungi; Basidiomycota; Tremellomycetes; Tremellales; Cryptococcaceae.